ACUACAAACGCGACAGGACGCGACCAUUCAGUAUCGGUAGUCUUCUGUCGUUACGCGUGUUUUGUUCGUUUUGCUCAAAAAAAUGUCUUCAAAAACCGCCUCGAAAAAAUCUCCGAAAGACCGAUUUAAGAAGUAUCUAAAACGUUACCAGAAGAUGCAGGAAACGUUGAGAAACACAAAUUUUGCCAAAGCGUACAAUGCCAUGCCCACCAAGGAUUACCUAGCGGAUGAAGCGUUCAAAGCGACGCUUACACCACAUCAGCAAAAAUCGAUUCUAACCGUGGGUGCAGCGGAACGGCGUAAGUUGCUGAAGAUCCAUGCGGCAAAACUGGUCCGCGAUGCCAGAAACACGUACCUGGAGAACAAGGACUUCGGCGAGUACAAUGCAAAGCUGGUGGAAGAAACAGAUGAAGCAGCACACAAAGCCACCACUGAGUAUUUCGAGGACAGAAACAAAGUUGAUGAUAUGAUCCUGAUUUCGAUGGAUACCGAAUAUUAUUUGACCCUAGUCCAAAACGGUACGGACCCCCGCUGUUUCAUUGAACUUUUUUAAUUAUUUCGGAUUUAUGAACGGUCGACAACAACAAUCGAAUUUUCUCUGCUUUAUUCAACAUAAAUAAAUAUGUAAAACGUUAA
Molecule: messenger RNA, 636 nt
Organism: Armigeres subalbatus
Lineage: Eukaryota; Metazoa; Arthropoda; Insecta; Diptera; Culicidae
Exons: 2
Coding region: 83-553 (156 amino acids)
Source: RefSeq, a predicted model, not a curated record